AUGAUGACGCGUCGCCUCCCGUCGUCCCGUGUCGUGCUGGCCCUCGCGCUCGUGGCGCUCCUCUGCUUCGCGGGCGUCGAUCACGCGGCGUGCAGCGCGCGCUCGCUCGGCCUUCCAAGAUUCGGCGGCUUGGUGGGGGGAUCGGGGACACGCGGAGCCUGGUCCUUCUUCCGCCCCCCGCGGACCAGCGGCGGCGGCGGAAGUGGCGCGAUGAGCGGCGGGCAGAGCGGGCAGGGCGGGUUCGGGUCGCAAGGAGGUGGCGGGAUGAGCGGACCAACGGGUAAUGCGGGCGGAGGGGGCAUGGGCGGAGGGGGCAUGGGCGGAGGAGGCAUGGGCGGAGGAGGCAUGGGCGCAGGAGGCAUGGGCGCAGGAGGCAUAGGCGCAGGAGGCAUGGGCGGAGGAGGCAUGAGCGGAGGAGGCAUGAGCGGAGGAGGCAUGGGCGGGGGAGGCAUGAGCGCAGGAGGCAUGGGCGGAGGAGGCAUGGGCGGAGGAGGCAUGGGCGAGGGAGGCAUGGGCGGAGGAGGCAUGGGCGGAGGAGGCAUGGGGGGAGGAAGCAUGAGCGGAGGAGGCAUGGGCGGAGGAGGCGUGGGUGGGGGAGGCAUGGGCGGAGGAGGCAUGGGCGGAGGAGGCGUGGGUGGGGGAGGCAUGGGCGGAGGAGGCAUGGGCGGAGGAGGCAUGGGCGGAGGAGGCGUGGGUGGGGGAGGCAUGGGCGGAGGAGGCAUGGGCGCAGGAGGCAUGGGCGGAGGAGGCAUGGGCGCAGGAGGCAUGGGCGGAGGAGGCAUGGGGGGAGGAAGCAUGGGCGGAGGAGGCGUGGGUGGGGGAGGCAUGGGCGGAGGAGGCAUGGGCGCAGGAGGCAUGGGGGGAAGCAGCGGGUCAUCGGUUCCCCCUGCCUUUUUCCGCCUGCCCUGUUCCCCCUUCCUUGUUCCCCCUGUCUUGUUCCGCCUGACCUGUUCCCCCUGCCCUGUUCCCCCUGCCUCCCCCUGCCCCGUUCCCCCUGCCCCGUUCCCCCUGCCCCGUUCCCCCUGCCCCGUUCCCCCUGCCCCGUUCCCCCUGCCCCGUUCCCCCUGCCCCGUUCCCCCUGCCCCGUUCCCCCUGCCCCGUUCCCCCUGCCCCGUUCCCCCUGCCCUGUUCCCCCUGCCCCGUUCCCCCUGCCCCGUUCCCUCUUCCCCGUUCCCCCUGCCCUGUCCUCCCGGCCAUGGCAGGGUGAUGGAGAGCAACGGGUGUCCGGGGUACGCAUGGCGGGGGCAGGCCACGCAGUACUCGCCAGUGCAGCAGGCGCUGUCCUUCGCCGUGCCGCUCGCCCCCACGCUCGCCUCCUCCACCAUCCCCGUCGCCCUCAGCGGCACCUGCAAGAUGGGGCCCAUCGGCUUCGUACUCAACGGCGUGCCCUUCUACAGUGCGUGUGACGCCCUGGGGCGGGACGCCUUGCAGUACGAGGGCGCCACGUUUGACGCAUGUGGCGGGCACCCCACGCCCUCAGGCCAGUACCACUACCACGUGGCGCCCGGCGUCGCCAACCCCUCUGCCAUCUCCGCAUCUCGCUCCACCAACUUCAACCUCUGCAACGCGUCCUUCUGGCAGGACGCCCCCGGGCAGCACUCGCCACUGCUGGGCUUCCUGGCGGACGGCAUCCCGCUCUUCGGCCCGCGGGGAGCGGGGGGAGCGCUGCCGGCAGGGGUGGACGAGUGUGGGGGGCACGUGGGCGACGGCAGUGGGGGCGAGCCGGCGUUCUACCACUACCACGCCAGCAGCACCGCGCCCUACACUGUCGCGUGCCUCAAGGGCUGCGUCUCCUCCUCCGACUGGGGCAACCUCGGCUCCGCCUCGUGCACCAAGGCCACCAAGCAAUACGACUACUCAUCCCUGGCAGCAGUGCAGGCAGUGUGA
This is a messenger RNA of Closterium sp. Naga37s-1, 1887 nucleotides long. The record is from the annotation of a GenBank genome assembly. NCBI's taxonomy places the organism in Eukaryota, Viridiplantae, Streptophyta, Zygnematophyceae, Desmidiales, Closteriaceae.